Molecule: messenger RNA, 1500 nt
Organism: Salvia hispanica
Lineage: Eukaryota; Viridiplantae; Streptophyta; Magnoliopsida; Lamiales; Lamiaceae
Product: syntaxin-81-like
Biological process (GO): retrograde vesicle-mediated transport, Golgi to endoplasmic reticulum
Cellular component (GO): membrane; endoplasmic reticulum; SNARE complex
Source: RefSeq, a predicted model, not a curated record
GCCUAUUUAAUAAAAAGUCCCCUCUUUUCUCUUCAUCGUCUCCGACCUCUCUCUCUCUUUCAGUCUCAGUCGCUCUCUUUCACUCUCAGCCUUUCUCGCUUUGUCUCUUCUCCUCUGUGCCAUCUCCCACUCGUUCUCUCUGCUUAUGCCCCUCUCCCAGCCUCCAGCCUCCGACAACAGCAGGAUUUGUAUCUGAUAAUUUUGGUGAUGUUAGGGUUCAGAAAUCUACCCAAUUUACAAUGUGUACAGAUCUGGGAUCAGAUGCUCAACUGCUCAUCUAAAAUAUAGAAGUUCAAGAUUUUUAAGAAUCUUGUGCAAGUCAAAUGUUUGAUUUAAAGUCGCAAAUGUCAGAUGUUAGUUACAAACCAUUGGCAAUUUGUUAUCACAGGUUAAAUCUCCUUUACUCUUCUCUAGCUUUCCUUGUGCACCAGACUUCUCUCUCUCUCUCUCUGAAAUAUUGAGAAGGGCACUCCGCUCCUGCUAAAUAGGAGUUUAAGGCAUGACAAAAGCCAGAGAUAGAACUGAGGAUUUUAAGGAUGCUGCACGCCGAGCAGCACUAAAUUUGGGAUAUGAUGAGUCGAAAAUUGCAGCGAUAAUGGCGUCUUUUAUCAUGCAUAAGUCACUAGAAAGAUCAAUGUUCACCAAAGCUACACUGACAACGCUUGAAAGUAUUAGAGCAUUAGAGCAGUUCCUCUUGAAGCAUAAAAAGGAUUACGUAGAUGUACACCGAAUUACUGAAAAAGAGAGGGAUAGCAUCGAGCAUGAGGUUACAGUUUUCAUAAAAGCCUGCAAAGAGCAAAUAGAUGUACUCAAGAAUAGCAUAAAUAACGAGGAAGAAAAUUCAAAGGGAUGGCUUGGUAUAAGGAGUGACAGUUCGAAUGCUGAUACCAUAGCUCACAAACAUGGAGUGGUAUUGAUCUUAAGCGAAAAACUUCACUCGGUAACAUCCCAGUUUGAUAAGCUUCGAGCUGUACGCUUUCGAGAAGCUAUCAACAGGGUGACACCAAGAAGAAAAGUAAAGCAGAAAGGCUCUACUGUUGCAGAGAGCUCAACUUCUGGAAAUAUUGAGUCGUCGAGGGAAGUAAGCAAUGCAGAAACGAGGCAGAAAGAUGAUGGUCAAGCAGAGCCAAUUAGAUUCCAGCAACAGUACUUAGAUGAUGAGACACAUGCCCUUCAGGUAGAGUUAGCUACGAUGUUAGACGCUGUUCAGGAUACAGAGACGAAGAUGGUGGAAAUGUCUGCACUGAACCACCUCAUGUCGACUCAUGUUUUGCAACAGGCCCAACAGAUCGAAUUUUUGUACGAGCAGGCAGUUGAGGCUACAAAUAAUGUGGUGCUUGGGAAUAAAGAGCUGUCACAAGCCAUCCAAAGGAAUAGCAGUAGCAGAACAUUUCUUUUGCUCUUUUUAUUUGUCCUUACCUUUUCAGUUCUCUUUCUUGAUUGGUAUAGCUGAUUUACAUUUUUUUUAUAUUUCAAAUGGUAUGGCUGAAUUAGACACCA